AUGGGACCCACUGUGUUGGGGACGGGGUGGACCAGUGACACUGUGUUGGACCUGGUGGCAAGGCAUGCAGAACGACCGCUAGCACUGAUCGACACAGGUGCUCUGAUUAGCAAUAUGAGCAACGUGGAGGUGGCCAUGGAGUUGUUACGAAGGGGUCUGGAACACGUGGACGGAGUUGUCUAUAUGGACCAGGAGGACAGACAGAUGGUGUUGCUGAGGGACCGUUACAGGACCUCUUUAUUGACACACUGCGGGAUACCACCGGAACGUAGGUUCACGUUCUACGACCAGGUACACGCCACGGGACAGGACAUCAGACAGUGUGCCACGGCGAUGGCGAUGAUCACAGUGGGUCCCAACAUGACCUACAGAGACUACUCCCAGGGGGCAUGGCGGAUGAGAGAGGUGGGUCGGGGACAGACAUUGCACCUAGUGGUGCCGAGAGAGUUGGACAGAGUGAUCGAGAUGGAGCAAGGAGAGGCACAGUUGAAGAUAGUACAAUGUCUACAGUGGUUGGUUGUCAAAGGUGUGUUGGAGGAUGUGAGACUCAAGACAGUGUUGGAGGAACAACAACGAGAGAAUGCCGUGAGAAAACAAGCAUUUGUGAAGAUGAUAGAAACAAGUGACGAUGAGAGUGCUAUUGACACGUUCCUAGAGUACAAAGAGUACGGGGUGGAUAUUUCAAUGACGGAGAGUUGUGGUUGUAAUGGCCAACAUAAGAAGCUCACUUGUCCCCCGGGUAACCUGAAAGAAUGUAUUGAUUGGAUUCUAAGGGUAACGAAUAAGGAUAAUGGGCGGAAUGGUGGUAAGAGUGGGAAUGGUGGUGAGAAGCUUGGAAAGGAGGUUGGGGAGUUACUUGAAGGAGCUAAUCAAUACCUGGAAAGGUUAACUAAUGAUGCUCGAGGCGAUGCCACUGACAAACUCAAAAAGGAUCAACAAGUGCUUCAAGCAGUAAAACAACAGUUGAAUGAUGGUCCUUCUAAUUUGAUCACUGCAUUGGCCGAUAAGUUGAAGAACUUCCUUGGUGGUAUUAAGAAUGGCAAUGGUGGUGCUACCAAUAAGUACACCUCUUCUUACGAUAAUGUUUCCGCCGAAAAUGAACAACAACAACUUUGCGGUCUCAUCUUCCUCGGCGCGCUCCCCCUAAUGUUUUCUGGUUUAUCGUAUUUGUAUUGGCGGUGUAAUAAAGGUAAUCGUGAUGGUGCUACUGCUGGUGAACGUUGGACCAAUGCAACUAAAAUUACUAAUACCAAUGCAGGUAUCGGCGUCUAUUUCGCCUGUUGUGGUUAUAACACUAGUCAUCUCAAUGACACUAAGAAUGCUGGCGAAAUCAAAAAUUUACUUGGUACCAAUUGUUUCAAAGAAGAAUUCAACAACGGUGCCACUGCCAACGUCCAAGAUGACUACUCGAAAUACAUCAACGGUGUACUAACCAACACCAAUGCCACAGAAUACCCCCUCUCCAGCCUCUACCUCGCAUCACAAUACUAUUUCCAAUAUAAAUUCAACAAUGGCACCCAUGUCCCAACCACCAUCAGGGAAAUGCUCUACUGGCUCAUGGCGCUGCCCUACAGUGCGUGUUUCCAGCUAGCACCUGCAACUAUUCGACAGGGUAUCCAUCACCACAAUAGUAGUGGUAGUGGUGGUACGAAGGAGGUAAUUGAAUUCCACAUUAGUUAUAACACUGACAUCACUUUAGACAGUGACACUGACCCUUUCGAUUGUUAUCUGUCAACCACUUGUCAUUACGCCGGGGUGGUACUAUGCACAAUACAAGGUACACUAAUAACCAAUGGUAUGACUAAAACUGUCAAUAAGAAACUAACGCUUGCUGACAUCUACUCGAAUGAUGCUUUCAACUUUAAUUAUCCCACUACAGCUAAUGCCCUAUUCCCCGUUCUAUGGGAUAUAAUUUACUGUUUAUUGUUUCAAUUAUAUUUCCUUAAAUCGCAAUGUAGAACAUGUUUCGGCGCCGGUCGUGGUUGGCGGUGGUGCAAAUAUGGUAAGGAGAUCAAGGAUGAUGGCUGUUCAUCUUGGAUUUGCACAGUACAGACUAUUAAUGAGCAUGCUAACAAUCGCUGCAAUUACGCUUUCAAUUGCAAACCUGAUAACCACACCAAAUGCGGCCAAUCCGACAAUCCCUCCCCCCUACAAGCUUGUCUAAAAGAUAAACUUUUGAGUUUUCAAUGUGCCAAUGAUAACACAAAGUUAGCUUACACCGACCAUGUUUCCCAUCGCAAUUUCAAUCAAUAUUGCUUCGUUCCAAUGGGAUUCAACAAAGACUGUCUAUCACAGUCACAUCGCACGGGUCACUAUAUCGAGGGGAUACUAGAUUACUUCACCCAAAGUGAUCGUGACUCCGUCAGUCUCUACAACAUAAUCAUAUGUCUAAUCUGCUGCAGCCUGCGCACCCCCCGUACAGUCGGUGACCUUUUCUGUUUUUUCUUGCGUAUUGGUGAGAAUAUGCAAAAUGGUGAUCUCGCUACUGCCAUUGAAAAUGAAUCUAAGAAUAUAUCAUGGAAAUGUAAAGAUGCCAGUUCCAUCACUGACGCUGUUAAAACCCUAGCUGGCGAAGAACAUACCGAUGAGUCUGACGAAGCCGGUGAACACAGCGACAACAAACCCACCCUCCACAGCCUCUACGACAGCACUUGCGGUAGUAACGUAACCUGCGGUUCCUAUCUCGAACCACUUUCUAACGUUAUCUAUUGUAAUAUCUCUGAAAUUUUCGCUGGAACGUACAUACAAGGAAUUGUCUACCUAACGGAUGUUUUCGAAAAAGGUCUGCGCGACUUACUAGCGAGAUUCACAGAACUCAAAUGUGAGCAUGAUAAACACACGUUAUGCCCCGCCGGUUGUCAUGGCAACGGAAACAACUGCCAAUGUCCCACCAUCGUCCAAUGCGGUGACGUCCUACCCCUUUUCUUCAAAUUCGGCUUCGUAUACUACGAUCACCAUGCAUUGAAUGAAACAGGUGGCAACGGACGUAAAUGCUCCGCAUUCGCCAACCAACUACAAAAUGUCAUCGACAAAGCAUUCUCCAACCUCCUCUCCUCUAUAAACAUCUUUCUCUAUCACAUCCGACAACCCUUCCUCCUGUACCUCCUCACCUUCUACCUACUCGCCAUCAUCUACCUAACAUACUCACUAACAAUACCACUCGACGUUCUACACCUACGGUCACACCUACGUACUGCCGUGCUAUCACCACUAGUGCUACUCACCAACUACACACAACCACAUGACAUCACAUACUUCAAACCGUAA
Messenger RNA from Babesia sp. Xinjiang, 3267 nucleotides. RefSeq lists its product as uncharacterized. Bases 1 to 3267 code for a protein of 1088 amino acids. Gene Ontology annotation, cellular component: nucleus; cytoplasm. Gene Ontology annotation, molecular function: cysteine-type deubiquitinase activity; K63-linked polyubiquitin modification-dependent protein binding. The transcript has 2 exons. The record is from RefSeq and is a predicted model, not a curated record. Gene Ontology annotation, biological process: protein deubiquitination involved in ubiquitin-dependent protein catabolic process. NCBI's taxonomy places the organism in Eukaryota, Apicomplexa, Aconoidasida, Piroplasmida, Babesiidae.